AUGGAUACCAAUGCCUUAAUUAGUUAUCUAGAUUCGCAUAAUGCCGAAUAUGAAGAAUGGUACAGAAUCAGUAAGGAGAAAUAUUUACGCAUUGCCAAAUCCUUAUUCGGUUCUUUGUCGAAUUGCAAUACUACAGUUCUGGAAUCUUGCAAGUUCAACUCGCUUCUGAGAGUUGUGCGAACAUUUUUGGAUAAGAGCGAGAUAUUUGAAGAUUGGAAGAGCGUGAAGAGCUUGAUUGACUUUAUACUUCUAAAUGUAGGCGUUAAAAAUGAUCGUGGACAGAAAGAAAUUACCAUGCAGUUACUCACUUUGUUGGUUGAUAUUCUGGAGAGAACAAAACCAAUUCAUUCGAAGAAUAUCUUGGAUAAGAAACGAAUUCUUGAUACAAUCUCGUCAAUAUUGAGUGAUGAUAUUGAUAUUGCUCUGUCUAUAUUGAAAAUUAUAGACGUUGUAUUGAAGAUGGAAGGAGUGGUCAAGUAUAACAUUGAUAAUUUGUUUCAAAUAAUUAUUAAAUUGUUGUUUUCCAAAGAAGAUGUAAAACAAUUAUGUUAUCUCUCUAAAAUUGUCUUCACUAGACUAUCGAAACUGGAGGAGAAAACAGUGAACCCAAUAUUUCGCUGGAUUUUGAAUGAAAGUAUAUCAUACAUAAUGAAGGUGCUCAAAAUCAACCAAUAA
Molecule: messenger RNA, 675 nt
Organism: Coccinella septempunctata (seven-spotted ladybird)
Lineage: Eukaryota; Metazoa; Arthropoda; Insecta; Coleoptera; Coccinellidae
Exons: 4
Coding region: 1-675 (224 amino acids)
Source: RefSeq, a predicted model, not a curated record